AUGAUAUGGAUAUAUGGCUAUGAGGAAAAGGGCAGGUUUUGGUUUGGGUUGGGUCAGGGACGACCCAAGUGUUUCAUUGGGCCAGAUUCAACCACUGGCCCGUUUACUUUUCAACCCAAACCAACAAGUCCUUGCCUCUGUAAAUUCUGCAUUUCCGACUGUCCGACCAAAAUCAAUGGCCGGAAAUGCAUCGUCUUCUCUCACCCUUGUCUUCCUCAUCAUCCUGAUCGCCGCUCCGACACCCUCCGGCUUGUUCUUUCCAACGCCUUCCCUAGUGUCCCUGGGCCACUCACUCAUGACUCGCGUGGCCAACCUUCGGGCCUCCAGAGGGGACCAUUCCGGCGCCGAGCGAGCCAGGGCAGUGGCGGCGACGCUGGAGCGAUUAGAGUUAGCGUUGGGGGGGAUGAUGUGGUCUACGGGGUGGGACUACUUCAGAAACUACCCUUGGGGGAGAUGAAGGGUGCCGUUCCGGAAAUGAAGGAGUUGCUGAGGUGGAUGACAGAGUUGAGUCGGACGGAGUCGGGUGCGGAGAGGGCGGCGUGGGUGGUGCGAAAUUACCAGAGCGUCCUGACGGUAUCCAAUUCGAUGCUAGGGAAGCUCCUCCAGGAGUUUCGUCAAUCGGGGGCGUUGAGGGAAGUGGUGGAGAAGUUGAAGAAAGAGGUGACGGAGGGCGAAUUGCUGAGAGAUUGUCUUGAAUUGGUAAGCAAUGACUGGAAAGGCUUGAUCCAAGUGCUUAACGAUCACCUUUCACAGUCAUCUUCUGAUUCUACUUCAGCUUCCGACCACACCGCCGAACUUUAAACUUGAAAUUGUUGAAAUUUGAAUAAAUGGACAGGUUUAUAUGAAGUUGGAGGGUUCUAUGUCACUCAAAGUAAUAUACAUAUACAUAUUUUUUUUUUUGGAUAGGAAGUCGCUUAAUGUAAUAUGAAUUCCAACUUCUCAAAUUUUUCUUUUUUUCUUUUUUUUUUUUGGGCCAAGCCUUCUGGCUUUGAUUUGCUCAAAUAUGGUCCGGCUGGGUCUGAUCUGAUGAACACAAACUCAACCAUCAAUCCGAACCAACCUUUCCCUUGUGAAAUACAAUCCGAACUACAACUAUAAAUUUUAAGCACUUCCGUUGCAUCCAAGAGGUGAAAUAAAGAUGCUCCUCUUCUUUUGAUAGCAA
Molecule: messenger RNA, 1162 nt
Organism: Vitis vinifera (wine grape)
Lineage: Eukaryota; Viridiplantae; Streptophyta; Magnoliopsida; Vitales; Vitaceae
Exons: 3
Coding region: 1-801 (266 amino acids)
Source: RefSeq, a predicted model, not a curated record